AUGGACUACCAGAACCGGGCGGGAUCGAAGAAAGGAGGAGGAGGUAUAGCUAGUAAAAGCUUGGAGAGUUUGCAACUCAAAAAACGCCUGUACCAAUUGGCGGCCGAUGUCUCGGACGUCGAUAGUAAUCCUUACCUGCGCAGCCUUCCGGGGGGGGUCUAUGAAUGUAAGCUUUGCUUGACGAAACACAAGUCAACAAACUCUUUUAUUCUGCACACCCAAGGACGGCGGCACCAGCAGAGCCUAGAACAAAGAAAGCGGCUAGAAGCCCCAAAGUCGGGCUCGUCGCCAGCUUCAGCAAAAGUUCAAACAAAGAGCUUUGUCAAGAUUGGUCGUCCUGGCUACAAAAUCACUAAAAUCUUUGAUCCCGCUGCAAACAAACGGGGGCUGCAUCUUUUGAUCAAAUACCCUCAGAUCAAGAGUGGUCUGCAGCCUAUGCAUAGGCUCAUGAGCGCAUACGAACAGCAACAGGAGCCAGUUGAUGGCGCUUUUCAGUAUUUGGUAAUUGCUGCCGAGCCAUACGAUACGAUUGCGAUCAAAAUUCGAGCCCCGCCGAUCGAUAAAAGCUCGCUUUGGAGCAAUUUCGACCAGGAUACUGGUGAUUACCAUUUACAAAUCCUCUUGGACUCGGUGGAUGAGCCUUGA
Wickerhamiella sorbophila is the source of this 645-nucleotide messenger RNA. Its product is annotated as Pre-mRNA-splicing factor sap62. NCBI's taxonomy places the organism in Eukaryota, Fungi, Ascomycota, Dipodascomycetes, Dipodascales, Trichomonascaceae. The transcript has a single exon. The record is from RefSeq and is a predicted model, not a curated record. Gene Ontology annotation, cellular component: catalytic step 2 spliceosome; U2 snRNP; U2-type prespliceosome. Gene Ontology annotation, biological process: spliceosomal complex assembly. Bases 1 to 645 code for a protein of 214 amino acids.